Sphenostylis stenocarpa is the source of this 2631-nucleotide messenger RNA. Lineage: Eukaryota; Viridiplantae; Streptophyta; Magnoliopsida; Fabales; Fabaceae. The record is from the annotation of a GenBank genome assembly.
AUGACUCUGAGUGCGUCUUUAAGGGCACUCUCCAACACUUCAACCAACCUAAUUCUCAGACUUGGACGCUACCAGAUUCACUGCCACGCUAACCCUCUGCUGCAAUUUCAUGCUGUUGCCCUAAAUUCAGAGACCCUUUUACGGGACACUGACCCUCGCAUUGCACAACAACUGUUCGAUCAAACUCCCCUUAGAUACCUCAAACAACAUAACCGGUUGCUGCUCAGUUCCUUUCGCAAUGAACAAUCCCAAGAAGUCCUUCACCUCUUUGUUUCCCUUUGCCGUUCGGGUUUAUCCCCUGAUGGGUUAACCAUGUGCUAUGUUUUGGAUUAUUGUGCCGGUUCCUCUGAUGGAACGGUGGGUGAACAAUUGCAUUGUCUGUGUGUCAAGUGUGGAUUUGUACAGCAUGUUAACGUAGGAAACUCUAUUGUUGAGAUGUACAUGAAAACUGGGAAUGUUAGAGAUGGGAGGAGAGUUUUUAAUGAGAUGGGUGACAGAAAUGUGGUGUCUUGGAAUUCCUUGCUCGCAGGUUAUUCAUUGAAUGGGUUUAAUGAUCAGGUGUGGGAAUUUUUUUGUCAGAUGCAAGUUGAGGGAUACAGGCCUAACUACUAUACUGUUUCUACUGUAAUUCCAGCUUUGGCCAAUCUGAGCGUGGUUGCUAUAGGAAUGCAGAUUCAUGCCUUGGUUGUAAAGCUCGGUUUAGAGGCAGAAAGACUUGUGUGCAACUCUCUAAUUAGUAUGCUUUCAAAGUCAGGAAUGUUAAGAGAUGCUAGAGCUGUUUUUUAUAACAUGGAGAACAAGGAUUCGGUUUCUUGGAAUAGUAUGAUUGCUGGACAUGUGAUAAAUGGACAAGAUUUGGAAGCUUUUGAAACGUUUAACAACAUGCAACUUGCAGGUGCUAAGCCCACGAGUGCGACAUUUGCGUCUGUGAUCAAGUCAUGUGCCAGCCUUAAAGAGUUGGGGUUGGUAAGAGUGUUGCACUGUAAGACUCUGAAGAGUGGGUUUUCCACUCACCAAAACGUCCUAACAACACUAAUGGUAGCAUUGACUAAGUGCAAUGAAAUGGAUGAUGCCUUCAGUUUAUUCUCCUUGAUGCACGGGGUUCAAACUGUGGUUUCAUGGACUGCUAUGAUCAGUGGUUACCUGCAGAAUGGUGGCACUGAUCAGGCUGUGAAUUUGUUUUUGCAAAUGAGGAGAGAAGGUGUCAAACCAAAUCAUUUCACUUAUUCUGCCAUCCUUGCUGUGCAACAUGUUGCUUUCAUUUCUGAAAUACAUGCCGAAGUUAUCAAAACUAACUAUGAGAAGUCAUCUUCGGUUGGAACUGCAAUUUUAGAUGCUUAUGUUAAGAUAGGAAAUAUUAGUGAUGCUGUUAAAGUUUUUGAGCUAAUUGAAGCCAAGGACGUAAUAGCUUGGUCUGCAAUGCUAGCGGGAUAUGCCCAAGCAGGAGAAACUGAAGAAGCUGCUAAAAUCUUCCACCAAUUAACAAAGGAGGGGAUUAAACCAAAUGAGUUUACCUUUAGCAGCAUCAUUAAUGCCUGUACAGCUCCUACAGCAUCAGUAGAGCAAGGAAAACAAUUCCAUGCAUAUGCAAUUAAACUGAGAUUAAAUAAUGCUCUGUGUGUAAGUAGUUCUCUUGUUACCAUGUAUGCAAAGAGAGGCAAUAUUGAUAGUGCACAUGAAGUUUUCAAAAGGCAGAAGGAGAGGGACUUGGUUUCUUGGAAUUCAAUGAUCUCUGGAUAUGCGCAGCAUGGCCAGGCGAAGAAAGCAUUGGAGGUAUUUGAGGAGAUGCAAAAACAAAAAUUGGAAGUGGAUGCUAUUACAUUCAUUGGUGUCAUUUCUGCCUGCACUCAUUCUGGCUUAGUGGAAAAAGGUCAAAACUACUUCAAUGUAAUGACCAACGAUCAUCACAUUAAUCCAACAAUGGAGCACUACUCCUGCAUGAUUGACCUAUAUAGCCGUUCAGGGAUGAUGGAAAAAGCCAUGGAUAUCAUAAAUGGGAUGCCAUUUCCACCAGCUGCAACUGUGUGGCGCAUUGUUUUGGCAGCUUCUCGAGUACACCACAAUAUAGAGCUUGGGAAACUUGCAGCUGAAAAAAUAAUUUCACUCGAGCCACAAGACUCAGCUGCGUAUGUCCUAUUAUCCAACAUGUAUGCUGCGGCAGGAAAUUGGCAAGAGAAAGUCAAUGUGAGAAAACUAAUGGAUAAGAGAAAAGUGAAAAAAGAACCUGGGUACAGUUGGAUUGAGGUGAAAAACAAGACUUACUCAUUCUUGGCCGGGGAUUUGUCGCAUCCUUUGUCAGACCAUAUUUACUCAAAACUUUCAGAGUUGAAUAACCGGUUGAGGGAUGCUGGUUAUCAGCCUGAUACAAAUUAUGUGUUUCAUGAUAUUGAGGAUGAACAAAAAGAAACGAUUCUUUCUCAUCAUAGUGAAAGGCUUGCCAUUGCCUUUGGUUUAAUAGCUACACUACCUGAAAUUCCCAUCCAGAUUGUGAAGAAUCUUAGAGUUUGUGGAGAUUGCCACAACUUUAUUAAGUUAGUAUCACUCAUUGAACAGAGAUAUAUAGUUGUUAGAGAUUCAAACCGAUUUCACCACUUUAAAGGUGGUUUGUGCUCAUGUGGGGACUACUGGUGA